Molecule: messenger RNA, 3333 nt
Organism: Epithele typhae
Lineage: Eukaryota; Fungi; Basidiomycota; Agaricomycetes; Polyporales; Epitheliaceae
Product: nitrite reductase
Exons: 26
Coding region: 1-3333 (1110 amino acids)
Molecular function (GO): 2 iron, 2 sulfur cluster binding; nitrite reductase [NAD(P)H] activity; heme binding
Source: RefSeq, a predicted model, not a curated record
AUGGCAGACGAUGAGUCUCCUCGAGAAACCAUCCUCGUGGUGGGGCUGGGGAUGGUGGGGAUCGCAUUUAUUCGAAAGGUCAUGGACCUCGACACCCGGCAAAAAUAUCGCAUUGUGACAUGUGGCGAAGAGCAACAUUUGGCGUACAACCGGGUCGCCCUCACGGACUACUUCCAGCACCGCAACGUCAAGGAGCUCUACCUCGAGUCUCCGGACUGGUACACCUCCCAGGACCCCAAGCGAUUCGAGUUCCACACUGGAGAGGCUAUCUCCGCCCUGGACAUUGCCUCUCAGACGGCCAUGACAGACAAGGGCCGUACGCUCUCAUACAACCACUGCGUGCUUGCGACCGGCUCCGACGCCUCUCUCCCCUCGUACGCCGACACCUCCGUCCCGGGCGUGUUCGUCUAUCGUAACAUCUCCGACGUCGACGCCCUCAUUUCCUACGCUGAGAAAAAUGGUCUCAAGGGCCUCUCGGCCAUCGUCCUCGGCGGGGGACUCCUCGGCCUCGAGGCCGCCAAAGCCGUGCACGACCUCCCCACCGUGUCGCGCGUCGCGAUCGUGCACCGCUCCCGCUACCCGCUCUCGCGCCAGCUCGACGCCCAGGGCGGCGACAUCGUCCGCCGGCGGAUCGAGGACAUGGGCGUGCGCUUCCUCGGCGGGACCUCCGCCGUCCGCGUCUGCACCUCCUCCUCCCCCUCCGAACCCGGCGACUCCUCGGGCGCGCGCGUGACGGGCGUCGAGCUCGCGGACGGCACCACAGAGCCGUGCGACCUCGUCGUCUUCGCGAUCGGGAUCACGCCCCGGGACGACGUCGCGCGCGCGGCGGGGCUCACGUGCGCGCCGCGCGGGGGCGUGGUCGUCGACGACGCCCUGCGCGUGAAUCGCGCCAGCGACGGCUCGGGGACGGUGGAGAACGUGUACGCGGUGGGCGAGUGCGCGAGCUGGCGCGGGAACACGUACGGGCUGAUCGCGCCGGGGAUCGAGAUGGCGGACAUCCUCGCGUUCAACAUGACCCAGGCCGCGACGGACAUCGGGUCGUUCAAGCCCCGGCAGAUGAACGCCCCGGACUUGUCGACGAAGCUGAAGCUCAUGGGCGUCGACGUGGCGUCUUUUGGCGACUUCUUCGCCGAGAUGCACGCCAAUGUUUCCCCCGCGGCUGUCGAAGCGCCCGCGCAGAGCGCGCCGCCGGGUUCAAGCGGGCCCACGAAGCACGACGCGUCGACGCCGAAGAAACGCCAUGGCGCGGCGGCGGCUGCGGAGGGCCCCGUGGAGGCUCUCACGUACCGGGACCCGUUCGCUGGGGUGUACAAAAAGUACAUUUUCAGCGCGGAUGGGAAGUACAUCGUCGGAGGGAUGAUGGUCGGGGACACGUCCGACUACGUGAAGCUCGUCGCGAUGAAAACGCUCGACGUCCCUCCGUCGCAGUUCAUCCUCGGCUCCAAGAGCGGCGGAGACGACUCCGGGGCAGAUCUGGACGACGACACCCAGAUCUGCAGCUGUCACAACGUUUCGAAGGGACAGGUCGUGCAGUGUGUCAAGGACGGAGCGCACAGCCUGGACGAGGUGAAGCGAAAGACAAAGGCGGGGACGGGAUGCGGCGGAUGCGUCCCGCUCGUAACGAACAUCAUGAAGACGGAGAUGAAGAAGGCGGGCCUCGCAGUCAGCAACAACCUCUGCGCCCACUUUGCCAUGUCCAGAGUGGAUCUGUUCAACGUUAUCAAGAUCAAGAAGCUCAAGACCACAACCGAGAUCAUGGCUGCGGUAGGGGUCGUACCCGACGCACUGGGUUGCGAGAUCUGCAAGCCUGCGAUGGGCAGCAUCCUCUCGUCGCUCUGGAAUGAGCACAUCAUGAACCCUGAGCAUCACGCAAACCAAGACACGAACGACAAAUUCCUCGCGAACAUUCAGCGAAACGGCACGUUCUCCGUCAUUCCACGAGUGGCUGCAGGAGAGAUCACCCCGGAUAAACUUGUCGCGAUCGGGCAUGUUGCGAAAAAAUAUGGAUUGUACACCAAGGUCACAGGCGGGCAGCGGAUCGACAUGUUUGGUGCCGAGAAGGCCGAUCUGCCGUCGAUCUGGAAGGAGCUCGUCGACGCCGGGUUCGAGAGCGGGCAUGCGUACGGUAAGUCUCUGCGUACCGUGAAGUCCUGCGUUGGUACGUCCUGGUGCCGAUACGGCAUUGGUGACUCUGUCGGACUCGCCGUGCAACUCGAAGAGCGUUACAAAGGCGUUCGGUCUCCACACAAGUUCAAGGGGGGCGUGAGCGGGUGCGUUCGAGAGUGCGCCGAAGCUCAAGGAAAGGACUUCGGGCUCAUUGCGACGGACAAGGGGUGGAAUAUCUUUGUCUGCGGGAACGGAGGCGCAAACCCCCGCCACGCGACACUGCUCGCCAACGACGUCCCUCCAUCAAAGGUGAUCAAGAUCGUCGACAGGUUCAUCAUGUACUACAUCCGCACCGCCGACAAGCUCAUGCGCACCGCGCGCUGGCUCGAGGCCAUGGACGGCGGGAUCGAGAAACUGCGCAAAGUCAUCCUCGACGACGAGCUCGGGAUCUGCGCCGAUCUCGAGCAGGAGAUGGAGGCGCUCGUCGGCACGUACUACGACGAGUGGAAGAUCGUGACCGAGGACCCAGUCCGGCAGAAGCAGUUCCGGCAGUUUGUCAAUACCGACGAGAGGGCGAAACAGACGGAGAUGAUCACCGAGCGCGGCCAGCAGCGCCCCGCGUCGUGGUCCAAGUCCGCGCCGCCGCUGGUGAUGCGUGAGGCCGACGUCGCGGCGCCCAAGAGUGCGUGGAACUGGAAGGCACUCGCGAAGGUCCAGGACCUCGUCCCGAACGACAACGGCACCACGUCCGCCGCGGUGCGCUACGGCGACAGCCAGCUCGCGAUCUUCCACGUCCCGCACAAGGGCUUCUUCGCGACCCAGCAGAUGUGCCCGCACCGGCGCGCCUUCGUCCUCGACCACGGCAUCGUCGGGGACGACCCCAAGUCCGGCGCGCUCUACGUCUCCUGCCCGAUGCACAAGCGCAACUUCAACCUCGCGACGGGCGAGUGCCUGAACGACGACGGCUACGGCGUGCUUGCGUUCGACGUAAAGCUGGAAGGGGACGACCUCCUCUUGCUCCUCCCCGACACGGACGCGCUCGACGCGGUCAUCGGGACAUCGAAGUGGAUGGUCCGCCAGGCGACGGCGGAGCUGCUCGACCGUGGCCUGAGCGACACGUCCGGGAUCGAGAUCGCUGCGCCCGUGGAGGAGGUGCAGGGCGGGGGCGCGCAGACUGGUGGGGCGUGCGACGGGAGCGGGUGCGGCGACGGUCGUCUCGAAUGGUGA